Molecule: messenger RNA, 1423 nt
Organism: Momordica charantia (bitter melon)
Lineage: Eukaryota; Viridiplantae; Streptophyta; Magnoliopsida; Cucurbitales; Cucurbitaceae
Source: RefSeq, a predicted model, not a curated record
CUUUUUCACGACAAUUAAUCCGACACCGUUUUCCCCAUUUCUUCUCGAAACCCCCAUCUCCCUCUCUGCCAUGCGAUUCUUCUGCAGCCGUUUGAUUUCAUCAGAUUCAAAAUAUUUGAUUGUUCAAAUAUGUCAUUUGGUCAGGAUGGAGAACGACGGCGGCGUAGACUGGAACAUGGAAGAAGAACAGUCCUCCGGCUAUGGCGAGAGCGGCGAAAAUAUCCGUCCCACCAUGCAAAAGGGCUACUGCACCAAUGUGGGGAAGAAGCUUCUCAUCACUAGCUUGGCCAUAUCUUCAGCUCCCUUAGUUCUUCCUCCUUUGGCGAUCAUCUCAUCCUUCGGAUUCGCCGCCUCAAUCACCUAUGGAGUCUUCUUGGCCUCCUACGUUUGCACUGAGAAGAUCAUGAGCGUUUGGCUUCCGAUUCCCCAACCACCAAUCGAAGAAAUAGUGGAGGACAACGGCUACCAAGAAGAUCAAGGAGAAGAUGGAGAAAAUGAGAUGGAAAUUACCAUCAAAAGAGAUGAGGUAAUUUCAGAUGAUCUGGAAAUCAAUGUGGUCGUUGUUCGAGAGGAUGAACCCGACACAGGGGGCGGAGAGGCGGCAACCAUUGAAGUGACAAGUGUGGAACUUGGAGGAAAUGGAGAGGGUGAUAUUGGGGAUCAUGAGGAAGAAGAGUUGAAAGAAACAAGGGGUUUGCUUGAAAGAAUGAGGGAUGAGGGAAGAAGAGGUGAUGAUAAUGUUGGGGAUCAGAUGGAAAUGAGUGAAGCCAACAAGGUUGCUCUUCAUCCUCAUGAUGUAGAGUAUGAAACUUCUAAAGCCUCAAGCAAGCCUGCCAAGUCUGAAGAAGCUGAACCAAUUUCUUUAGUGACAAUAAUUGAUGUGGUUGAAUCUGGGGAGGAUUUGGCUGUAUCAGCUGUGACAGUUGAAUCCAAACUACUUGAGCCAAAUGUUCCACAUAAUAAAGAUUACAAGCUAUCUUCCAAUGAGGAAAUAUCCAGCGAGUUAAAGAUAAGAGAGAAGAUUGAUUCGAUGAAGAAGAUCGUAGGAUACAAAGCCACCCCCCUUGGAACGUACAUAGAUGAAGUGAAUGCCCUUUACACCUUUGUCGGAGUCGAGCCACCGUCCCCCAUGAAAGAUUCUAACGAUGAUGAUCUCAAUCAGCUUAACCAGAAGUUGCAGUUUCUCAUGGCCAUUGUGGGGGUCAAGUAGAGGUCUUAAGGUUGGGAUUGAAUAAAUUGCAUUGUGCAUUUUUUUUUGCCAAUGUCACAAUAUUUCCUUAUGUUAAUCACACAGUUGGGUUUUGUAAAUUAUGUGUGUCAAUAUUUAGGAUCUUUUUCUUUUUCUUUGUAGUCAAUGGUUUUUUUUUUUUUUUUCAUUUUUCAUGAACAAGUUGGUUGGAUACCAAUAUUUCUGUUUCUUUUA